UCUCUCUUUCUCUCUCUAAACAUUACUAAUGGGACAGUCAAGCCAUUCAUACCCUAAAGCUUGUGCAGUUGCUCUAACAAUUUCAUAUCUGAUAGUAGCAGCUUCCGCAGGAAGUUUUUAUGAUGACAUUGACAUUACUUUUGGAGGUGAACGUGCUAAAAUACUCAAUGGUGGUCAGGAUCUCACACUUUCGCUCGAUCAAUACUCUGGCUCUGGUUUCCAGUCCAAGCAUGAGUACCUCUUCGGUAGAUUCGACAUGCAACUGAAACUAGUACCUGGCAACUCAGCUGGCACAGUCACCACAUUCUAUAGCCAACCCAUGAGGGUGUAUGCCAGCCUGUGGAACGCAGAUGACUGGGCAACCCAAGGUGGGCGUGUGAAGGCAGACUGGACUAAAGCACCCUUUACUGCUUCCUACAGGAAAUUCAAUGCCAAUGCCAAAAGAGUUGGUCCUAAUUCAAAGUCAACAAGCUCCGAAUCUGGCAACCAGGCAUGGAGUACUCAAGGGCUUGAUGCAGCUGGCAGGAACAGGAUUAGAUGGGUGCAGAACAAGCACAUGAUCUACAACUACUGCAACGACCGCAAACGGUUUCCCAAUGGUCUACCUGCUGAAUGCAAGAACUCUAGAUUCCUUUAACCGUAAGCUAGAUCUUGGUUUGCAUAUUUCAUUUUCAUCUUUUGAUUGAUUUCUGAUCUUAAAUAUUCUUUAUUCUUUGUCCUCGAUUCAAAUUAUGAUUAUAAAUAAAUAUACCAAAGUGCAUACAUAUUUUA
This is a messenger RNA of Cynara cardunculus var. scolymus (artichoke), 771 nucleotides long. Its product is annotated as xyloglucan endotransglucosylase/hydrolase 2-like. Gene Ontology annotation, cellular component: cell wall; apoplast. NCBI's taxonomy places the organism in Eukaryota, Viridiplantae, Streptophyta, Magnoliopsida, Asterales, Asteraceae. Gene Ontology annotation, biological process: glucan metabolic process. Bases 29 to 637 code for a protein of 202 amino acids. The transcript is spliced from 2 exons. Gene Ontology annotation, molecular function: xyloglucan:xyloglucosyl transferase activity; hydrolase activity, hydrolyzing O-glycosyl compounds. The record is from RefSeq and is a predicted model, not a curated record.